This is a messenger RNA of Galeopterus variegatus (Sunda flying lemur), 301 nucleotides long. RefSeq names its product spindlin-1-like. The annotation marks the transcript as partial. NCBI's taxonomy places the organism in Eukaryota, Metazoa, Chordata, Mammalia, Dermoptera, Cynocephalidae. The transcript has 2 exons. Gene Ontology annotation, cellular component: cytosol; nucleoplasm. The record is from RefSeq and is a predicted model, not a curated record. Gene Ontology annotation, biological process: regulation of DNA-templated transcription; gamete generation.
CAUGCUGGAGUAUCUGCAAACAUGAUGAAGAAGAGGACAUCUCACAAAAAACAUCGAAGCAGUGUGGGGCCCAACAAACCUGUUUCCCAGCCCCGGCGGAACAUCGUAGGCUGCAGGAUUCAGCAUGGGUGGAAAGAGGGGAAUGGCCCUGUUACCCAGUGGAAAGGAACCGUUCUGGACCAGGUGCCUGUAAAUCCUUCUUUGUAUCUUAUAAAAUACGACGGAUUUGACUGUGUUUAUGGACUAGAACUUAACAAAGAUGAAAGAGUUUCUGCACUUGAAGUCCUCCCUGAUAGAGUUG